Molecule: messenger RNA, 5505 nt
Organism: Symsagittifera roscoffensis
Lineage: Eukaryota; Metazoa; Xenacoelomorpha; Acoela; Convolutidae
Exons: 2
Coding region: 4862-5380 (172 amino acids)
Source: RefSeq, a predicted model, not a curated record
UGUUUUAAACCCCCACCCUGGAGCUAAGUGAUUUGUAUUCAUUCAGUUAGUGAUUCGGCUCGAAUUGGAUUGUUUAUUUCACUGAUUUGCAUUAUAAAAAAAACAUUCGAAAAAGAAAUUAGGUCCAUAGAAGUCAGAUUUAUUUAUUUUUAACAUUAACAGAAGCGACCUUAUCACAGACUCUCCUGUACAUCAACAAACAGCCAGCAUAUUUUCCCAAUUUGCGUCCUAUUAUCCCUAAAACUUCUAGUAAGGUCUAAUGAAAUGCUCCUUUUGUUAUGAUGGUCCUGUUCAUGCUUAAAAUACGAGUUUUCGUCUCUUUUUUUGCUUUCUAUAAGCUACCGGUGCUUUUCAUAAACCUUAGGUGUUUUUGCUUUACAUAGGCUUCAGGUUUGUUUUGUAAACACCGAAUCGAUAAUCACCAAACAAUCAUAACAGCGACAACCGGGAUGCUUUGUCUCAAACUGCUUUUUUGAAAAUUUGUCAUCGAAGCUCGAAACAUGACUGAUAUGGCUCUAAUGCACGUAUUAAAGAAAGAAAAGCUAUUUCUCUAAUAAAUACAAGCUAACACAAUUAGUUGUUACAUGGCUAAUAUAUAAAAACUCCAAAGAUCUCUCAGUGAGAAUAAAGUAGAGAGGAUUGACUAAGGACAUACUAUAUGCUCACUCAUUGUCGAACGUUAUUGUUCCGACUUUCGAUACGAAAGUAACGGAAUAUUUGUGCUCGGAGUGGGUUUUUUUUCUUCAGACAAAUGUCGACUUUUUUAACUAGCCAAUUUUGACAGAAUUGUUUUUAUAUCGUUCAAAGGUAUUGUUGUCCUGAGCUCAAGUUUGAAAAGAUAUUUCAUCUGUGAUCGUUUUUCGUAAAGUUACGGGGGUUUAAAGAUUGCUAUUUUGGCCAAUUUGGGACAAUUAACGCGCGAUAUAUUUCGCGCUAUUAAUGCGUAAGCGGAGAGUUGAUCCGUCUUAGAAAUCGUUCCAAAUUGGUUAAAAGAAGCUUAUUUGCCAUAAUUGUUACAAGGAGCGAAAUCUAUCCUUUUGUACUUUAUAUGGCGUGUGGGGGAUGAUUUUCAUUAAAAAAAUUCAAAUUUUAGAAUAAAAAGUUUUUCAUAUUGUUUUAUUUCAUUGAAUUUUUUCAUGUUAUUACUGCUCCUUAAACCUUAAAAGGCAGUCGGGCUUCACCCUGAUACGAGCAGUCUUGUUAGGAUUAUCAAUUUAUUCGAGUCAGAAAAAUUGGUAGGGCCAAACUCCGUUACAGGCGACAAUUCGAAACAAGCGACGUUUCGUAACAAGGCAUUGGCAAGUAGAAUGCGCUUGCUCCGCUGCGCUUGUAUCGGGUAUCAGAGGAAUACUGCGCGUGAAUCAGUUUUUCCAGCUUGGUCUACAGUUACAAUUUGUCGCUUGUUACAAAUUGUCACCCGUUUUAAAUUGAAGGCCUGUUAGAAACUGUCGCCUCACAAGAAAAAUCAUUUGAAGUCUAUAAGAAAUUACUAGUUUAGAAACAUUUUUUUUUUCAAAUGGUUACUGCAGUAUAUCUUAUGAUAGGAAUUGUUUAGUGUUUAUUGGUGUCUUAGGAUGUUUCUUCACUGAUAUCGAAUAAUCAAAUAAAUAAUAACAGAAGAUAAAUUUUUUUCUUAAAGUUUUCUCAAGACUUGUGGUAAACUAAGAUACUUGACUGAGGGUCAUGACUUGAGGACAGGCUCUCAGCUUUAAACCAGACAUAGGCUUCAUUUUGGUACAGGGUGCUUAAAAAAUGACUUAUUUUUUCCCAGUAAAGUAGAAAAAAAAAUCCCAAACACUGCGAUAUCUCGAAAACUACAAAGUUUUGAGAUGCCAUGUUUACACCAUACUCGCAACCUACAACAGUAUGUAGGUUAGCAUUUAACCAAAGGGUCGUAAAAUUUUUAACUUCAUCAGCGGAUCAAAAAUUCUUCCAAUCUGCUUUAAUUCUUCUAAUAUCAAAGCUCGACGGUUUCGAAUUUAAAAAUUUUUGUUUGUUAAUUGAAAUUGACUGUAAUUUGCAAUUUAGAAAACCAGUUCAAAAAAUUGCAAUAUUUAAAUUCCUUGGUAUUCGGACCACCGAAGACGAAUAUCCUCGCCACCGUCGGUGGUCCGAAUUUCAUAAGUUGCAAAUAACAGUCAGUUUUAAUAAAGAAAUAACAAUUUAAAAAUUCGAAACCGUCGAGCUUUCAUAGAUUCGACCUUAGUUCGCUGGAAGUGUGAUUUAAACUUUCAUUAUACCUAUGAAAUGAAAUACUGUGUCUUGCUCUGGUUGUUCUGGCAUGUUUAUAUAGCUCGCCUGGAGAGGGAUAAAAAUUAAAAACAGACAUCUGGCAUCAAUAUCAGCACAUUUUAUUUGUUGUAUUAACCGAAUGAGCUCCUAAGAAGCUCCAUAAAUUUUUAUCUCCGGCUGAGACUGCUGCAAUUAGACAUACUUUUCACUUUAUUUUUAUAGUGAAAGAGCCGAAAUUUUAAAUGCAAUACAUGCACAGGCCACAAAUGGUACAUAAUCAAACAUACAUAUCAUUCAUCAAACAACUUCGCUUUAUUUUAACAUGGCUCACAUUACGGUGAUAAAUGCUCUUUACAAAAAGUUUAAUUGAAGCUGAACGAGCUAAAUCAGGAAAUUGUGUAUUGGAUUCAAGAGCUGGACGUCGGCGGCGAAUCGAGGUUUAUACCCACUGAAAAUUAAAUAUUGAUUAGCUUGGCUGAAGGAAGACGAUAGUUCAUUCGGUUGCAAAAUGAUCAAAUUUGGCGUCUAUAAAAAUAUUGUUCUUUAAUACAAACACUUCAUCUUAUCCACAUCGCAUUGCAAGUUAUAAACAACUCACGCAUUCAUUUUGCUCUCUGGAGAAUAAAGAAGUUCUGCAAACCGUUACAAAUAAUAUCUCUUUUAUUAUUUACCCUCAGUUCUUUUUUGACCCAAGAAGCAUAUACUUCCACCUUUGUACACUUGUGAUGUGUAUUCUUAUCAUCACCUUACUGGUCGAUAUUAAUAUACAUUAUAAGCUAUUUCCCUACCCAUCCAAGUAAUAGUAAACAAAAGCAACCCUUUUGAGUAUUUUUUCAUUCGGGAAUAAAUUAGCAAAACUUGCGAGUGUAUUCACAUUUUUUGGUGGUUGGAAAUGCGAGUGGAGAAAGUUUUGGUGUGUACCUUGACACUUAAAUUGUUUUAAUUUCAAACGGGGCAAUACCGUUAAGAAAAAAAAUAGUCGAAAAAAACUCGCAUUCAUUCUGCGAAAGUGUUGAGUAUUGAUAAUAAAUAACUGAUUGGUUUUGUUUCCGUUUCCAGUUGAAGUGUCUUAAAGAAAUCCCGUUGUUAAUCUUUGAAAACAGCGGUUGCACAUUGGGUUGUUUUUGCGUAUAUCACUUCUCAUUUGUUCAGGUGUGCAUUUCAAAUUAUUCUGUCACCUCGUGAAUGAAACUUAAUAACCCGGAAGUAGUAUAAGGUAAUCAAACUUGAGAAUUAUUAAGUUGGUACGCAUGCGUGGGAUACGUUUAUUUCCACCAAAGAACUGAAAGCUUCAAAUUUGUUUGUAAUCAACAACUAAACGCAAGGUCGCACAAUUGUAGCCAGCAUAAAUCUCUAGGAAAUAGUAGAGUGACAAUAAGACCGCCGCUAGUAACUGCCAAAACUUUGCACCUUUUACCCUUAAGCUCGAGGCCGUCCUUCAAAAAACUCGAAAAGUGGGCAUAAUUUUGGGCUUUGCAUUGUGGUGUAACAUAUUUUUUUCGCUCAAGGGUGGAAUUAUUUACCCUUGGACGUAUCAGCAAAUUAGAUUAGUAGAAAUUGACUUGACUUUUCCCCGAUAGAAUUGAAACUGAAAAUGAGGUGAAAAGUGAGCCGUGCUGUUCCACCUUUUAUUCGAUCCAGAAGUCUAUUCCCUUUAGUGAUUAGCAAUCAAUUUUCAUCACUUGGGCUAUUUUUCCACGCCAUUCACUUCGUAUUUUGAUGUAGAUUAUCGUUAUUUUUAUCAAACAUGAACUCUGAUGGUAGAUGUAGAUACACAAAAGUAAAGUGAGGCUUAUAAGUUAGCAUCAUCGUCAGGGCUGAUAAGUUAUUAGCAUCAGGCAAGCUGAGGUGAAGAAUGCGAUUUAUUUAUCAUUACCUCGCUCCUAUUAUUACCCUCUCUUUGCUUUUACUAACUUAGCGGUCUAAUAAAUCAGCAAGACAGGUUCCCAUUUUAACCAAGUUAUUUGAUUUGAUUCUUCUAACACACUUACUUUCCUUUCACUGGUCGUGAAUGAAUGGUGAUUUUGAUGUCAUUUCCCCGGGAGGCCCCAUUUUAUUAGUGUUAUUUGUAACUACCCGGGGACCCAAACAAAGAUAACCAACUAUUACUUCGCCCCCGAGUUUCCCUUUCUUGACGCUUCCUUUUCCGCAGGAUCAAAAACUAAUAACGAGGCGACUGCUCCCAGUAUGGUAUUCACCAUACAUUGGAUAAGCUGCAAAUAAUCCGAUUGAUCAUCAAAUGACCUGUCUGCUCGUAAACAAACAAGUUCUUUGUUACGGUAUAUUUCUAAUUUCACUGCAAAAAUCCAAUAAAUAUCAAAAUAUAGCUUGAUGUGGCAAAGUAAUGAUAGAUUAAAAAUGGAUAUCCUGAACGUAGAUUGUAGUAUACAGUUUUAACUAUUAUUGAAGUUCUAGCUUCCUUUCGCCUUCUCUUUGUUCAAAUUUUAAUUUUUUGUUCAGCUUUCAUUGUAUGUAAGCAUCAGACUGACAUCAGUGCCUUAUUUUUCACAUCCGGUUCAGACUGUUUUUUUUGGUCUGGCCUUUUUUGAUCUUCACUUUUUCCGGAUUAUCACUUACUUUUUACCGGACUUGAUUUUCACCGGAUUCCCCUUGGAAUCGAUACUCAACAAUGCAGACUGCCGUUCUGUCUGGCGGAAAUGCUAAUGCCCACUACUCUGGACUUCCCCUAAGAGGGUGCUACAGACGUCUGGAUUUCGAACUAGUUGCAUGUUGCUGUGUGAUCCUCCUUCUGGCCCCUUCUGUGAUCAUUUUGGUGUACGAUUACUACAAGGUGGGGGACAGCCUCUACAAGACGCCCUUCCUCGGUCCGGGAGAGUGUCGCAACAUAUCGGCUGGACCAGUUAGCAUCAUCCAAACACCACAAGAAAUUCCGAUAGCCAAGGGAUCAAAUCUGACCUUCACCUGCAGAGCCAAUGCACCUGCAUAUUGGCAGUGGUUCAAGGAUGACGAAGUUUACAUGCAGUAUACGGCACUCAGAAAAGCGUCAAACAACCUCACAUUCUACAACAUCUCUGAAGUCCAUACUGGUGCAUACCAAUGCAUGUCAUUUUUAGCCGAUCCGCUCUGUGAUAUCUCAGAACACUUUAAUUUAAGAGUGCUCACCCUGUCUGAACAGACAAUUGAUUAAUUAAUUCAGUUUUGGUUAAUGGAGAAUAUAUUUGAAUUUCAGUUUGGAUCCAAUUUUAGCUUUAAUUGUAUUUUGACGAGGUUUUAGUUUUUAUGAAAGCGAGCUAGAGAGCAGAUUGCUAUAAA